Physcomitrium patens is the source of this 1357-nucleotide messenger RNA. RefSeq names its product ubiquitin-conjugating enzyme E2 variant 1D. The record is from RefSeq and is a predicted model, not a curated record. Lineage: Eukaryota; Viridiplantae; Streptophyta; Bryopsida; Funariales; Funariaceae.
GUUUUUCUACCACUCGCGCUCUCGCAUUACUUGCACAGAUUGCAGCUUCUCUCCAUCGCCAGGGUUUGUCCUGAACGAUGAGCGUGUUGCGCUUUUUCACGAUCCGUGGUGGUCACUGCCAUGGAUCGUGGAGGUUUGAGUUUCGUUUCAGAGAUUGUAGUCGGAGGACUCUUGGAUGCUAUUCUUUUGGAGGAUUUGCUUAUAAUCCUGUGUUUGGUGUUGUAAUGCCAGUUAGGGUUGAAUUAUACUAACUGUGCUCUUAUUUUUCGGUGUCGGUUUCAGGAAUCGGACGUCCUGUGCGCGACUUGUUAUUCUUGUGCUAAAGGCUGCAGAAGGGGCUAACUGAGAUGAUUUCAGGAGGCUCUGUAGUUGUUCCUAGGAACUUUCGCCUUCUCGAAGAACUUGAGAGGGGAGAGAAAGGUAUUGGCGAUGGCACCGUCAGCUAUGGCAUGGACGAUGGUGAUGACGUAUUCAUGCGCUCUUGGACCGGCACUAUUAUUGGACCAAGCCACUCAGUUCAUGAAGGUCGUAUCUACACAUUGAAACUGUUCUGCGACAAGGACUACCCCGAUAAGCCACCAACUGUUAGAUUCCAUUCUCGGAUCAACAUGACUCAUGUGAACUCGGAGACGGGAUUGGUUGAUCCAAGAUAUUUUCCUUUGCUGGCAAAUUGGCGCCGUAACCAUACUAUGGAAGAUAUCCUUGUGGAGCUCAAGAAGCAGAUGGCAAGCCCGGCUAACCGGAAAUUACCACAGCCCCCUGAAGGAAGCACAUUUUAACUGAGAUGUGCUUGGAAUCUAUCAGUUCCACCUGCACCGUGGUUCAUACCUGUCGCUGCGUAGUUUAUCUUCAAGUAUCAUGGAAUGCCAACUUAUAUUCCAAAACACUCUAUUUGCAUAUUUUACUAGAGCGCCUGCCAGGCAAAGUGCUGAAUUCUCUGAUGAAUGUGCUCAUCAGAAUUCUCUGAUGCAGGAUUGUAAGUGUCCUUGUACAUUAGAUAAGUGAUCUUAUCUGUCGCAUGUCGUGCAAUUACAUUUCAUCAUUUCGUCUAGGGUGUAUUCCAUAAUUUGAUCCUCAGGAAGUAAGUGAGGAACGGUGCUGCUUACUUUCCUGUCUUGCCAUCAAAGUCUUAAGAGCAUCAGGAAUUUCAUCAGGAUAGUGGCGUGGAGCAUUAAUCGAAUAGCUUAGCGUGAUGUAACCAGGAGCAGUUAUGGUCUGAAUGGUUGACAUGCAAACAGUGUUCGUGACCUUCAAGUGUAAUUUUAGGAUGAGUGUUUAUGCGUUCUAAAACAUGUACUGUAUCAUUCUGGAAUAUGAUAAACAUCUAAGCAAUCUAAUAGGUAGUGAGUUAUCAAUC